This is a messenger RNA of Symsagittifera roscoffensis, 813 nucleotides long. RefSeq lists its product as uncharacterized. The transcript has 4 exons. The coding region runs from base 1 to 813 and encodes 270 amino acids. NCBI's taxonomy places the organism in Eukaryota, Metazoa, Xenacoelomorpha, Acoela, Convolutidae. The record is from RefSeq and is a predicted model, not a curated record. Gene Ontology annotation, molecular function: aldose reductase (NADPH) activity. Gene Ontology annotation, cellular component: cytosol.
AUGCCAAGGCUGAUCUACGGGACAGCUUGGAAGAAAGAUCAAACGACGAAGUUGGUGAAGAGUGCAUUAACUCAUGGAUACAGGGGAAUAGACACUGCAUGUCAGCCCAAGCACUACCAGGAACAACUGGUCGGCAGGGCCAUCCAGAACUACAUGGAUUCAGCAAAAUUCCCGCGCGAGGAACUAUUCAUCCAGACCAAAUACACUUCUUUAAAUGGCCAAGAUCCGAAUCAUAUACCAUAUGACAAAAAUGCAUCAAUAGAAGAGCAAGUAAAACAGUCGAUCGCCAAAUCUCUGGAGAAUCUGGGAGUGACGUAUAUUGACUCGUUGGUGCUGCAUGGACCCAUGAGGGACCACCUUGAAAACAUGAAAGUGUGGAGAGAAUUUGAAAAGGCAGUGGAUAAAUCUGAAGUGAAGCAAAUAGGCGUCAGCAACUUCUAUGAUCUUCAGUCACUGAGCGCUCUGUACACUGAAGCAAGAAUCAAGCCAGCUGUGGUUCAAAACAGAUUCUACCGAGCCACCGGCUUCGACAAAGCUCUAAGAGCAUGGUGCAUUAAAAACGGAGUCAUAUACCAGUCUUUUUGGACUCUCAGUGCAAAUCCAGAGUAUAUGGCACAUCCUUCUGUGAGGAAAGCAGCGAGCGAGCUAAACGUGACACCUGAACAGGUUUUCUUCCGAUUUGUGAUGGACUUGGGAAUCUGUCCGCUGACUGGAACCAAAAGUCCCCAGCACAUGCAGGACGAUCUUGCUGUUCUGGAUCUGAAAUUGGAACAUGAAAAUUUUGAAGCUAUUCGCAAAGUUGCGGGGUUGUGA